Molecule: messenger RNA, 852 nt
Organism: Meloidogyne enterolobii
Lineage: Eukaryota; Metazoa; Nematoda; Chromadorea; Rhabditida; Meloidogynidae
Source: the annotation of a GenBank genome assembly
AUGGAGCAUGUUCAAGCUGUUAUUGAUCCUGGAAAGAAAUUUGCAAAAGAUUCAAUUCGACUAGUUAAAAAAUGCACAAAACCGGAUCGAAAAGAAUAUCAAAAAAUAGCAUUUGCUACAGCAAUUGGGUUUGCAAUUAUGGGAUUUAUUGGUUUUUUUGUAAAGCUUAUACAUAUUCCAAUCAAUAAUAUUAUUGUUGGGGGAGGCUAAUUUUGUGACAAGAAAAUGAAGGAAGAAAUUUUUAAAAAAGAUUUUAUUUUUUUCUUUUCUUUUUCUCGAUUUGUGGUGACUUUUCUCUAAAAUUUAAUUUUUUUGGUUGUCUUUUUUAAAAAAGUAAAAAUCUUUAAAAAGCUUAUUUUUUGCUAUUUAAAUUAGCAAUUUUUAUGCGCAAUUUUAAGGAUAAAUGAAUGGUAAAAAUUGUAAUCUUGAGGAGGGGAGUGCUUUUAUAUUUUUAGGUAUUUCUGGCAAAAGAAAAUCGGGAAAAGCUUAUUUCUAAUAAAAAAUUUAAUUUUUGGAUUAUGUAACUCGUCAAUUGGUUAAUUUACUCAACAAACAAUUUCCUUCAAUAAUUACUUCAAUUUGCACAUUAAGCGAGCCUUUAAAGAAAGAAUAUGCUAAAAUUAAUAAUUUAAAUUUUAAUGAUUUAAUGAGUGAUGGAAAGGCUAAAGAAUUGGUUAGGAAAGAAAUGAUUGAAUUUGGAGAAAAAUUGAGAAGAGAAGAUUUUGGAAUAUUUUGUAGAAAAGCUUUUAUUGAAAGAAAAAUUCAAAAUUUACCUCUAACACUACCAACAAAUCCUUCAACAACAAAUAAAUUUAAAGAAAUAAUUUUAAUUUCUGAUUGUCGUAGACCUAC